Molecule: messenger RNA, 640 nt
Organism: Folsomia candida
Lineage: Eukaryota; Metazoa; Arthropoda; Collembola; Entomobryomorpha; Isotomidae
Exons: 3
Coding region: 122-544 (140 amino acids)
Source: RefSeq, a predicted model, not a curated record
GUCAUUGUAACAAUUGAUAUAAAAGCAGCCCACAUCCUCACCUACCCGUCACAACCGGUUACUUGUGCUAAUUAACAUAAUUUGCAACUUUUAACCUCAAUUUUCAAAAACCACGGUCAAGAUGCAAUCCACCAUUCUCGUCGCUCUCUGCUGUAUUGCCGUCGCCUCGGCCGGCGUGGUAACUGUGUCGCGUUGUGAUGGACUUGGCACCCCAAUCCAAACCAGGAUUUCUGACUGUGACGGAUACUGCCGAUUUCAACCCGGAAAAAUCUACAAUGCUGAGCAAGACUUUAUGCCAAGCGCUGCUACUCCAUCGCUCACUUUGAAAGUCGAGGUCUGCAUGAACGGUGGCUUCUGUAUGCAAAUUCUUCAAGCCGAUCUCCCCAACUCGUCUGUCCAGCCUGGAUUCGUCUACACUGCCAAAUAUUCCGUCGUACCAAACGAUAUUUUGAGCGGAUCGACCGUUGAGAUGAGAGCCUACAUCCUUCAUACGCCGACCGCCCGUGUCGACGUUUGCAUCUUCUGCAACGUCGACGUGUUGUAGAUUUAUUCUAAUCAAGAAAUGCACAAUUUUGAACAUAUUUUAUUAACAACGCGCAAAAAUAAUAUGAAGACAAAAUAAACUACACAAAAAUUCUAA